CAGUGAGUCGAAAACUACAGACGUGGCGACAGUUCAUAGCCCCCCAGGCACCACUAAGUGCCAGCGAAAGAUGGUAUCACUGUUUUUACGGCAGUAUUGCAUCAUGCUUCAUACUCGGGCUCUCAUUUCUCCUCAUCAUAAGUGGCGUAAUCCACAAGCCCACGUCUAAUGGCAUCGACGUGAGCUGCGGCUACUACUCAGACUUUUACGGUCAGGUCUUCCUGAUACUGCAGAAAGAUCGCAUCGCAUCAUUUCUCACAGAUCUGGCCGAUGUUGUCCAGGAAAUAGAAUCUGAAUCCAGAACAUCUCUUAAGGUGGCACUUCAACAAGCCGACCGAUCUAUUCGUCGGAAUACAAUAUACUUCUCAGUGUUUUAUGUGCUGCUGCUCUGCUCGAUGCUACCGGAGUCAAUUAUGACCGGAAUAUCACACGCACCCAUGUGGCCACAGCUGCCAGAACCGCUCGGAAACUGGGUAUCGGUAGUUUUGUUUUGCGGUUCCAUGACCACGGGUGCGGGAUUAUACUACAUGAUGUGGGCGCUGAUUUUUUCUGUGCUCAUCACAUUGACUGCUCUGAUUCGCACCCUCUCUCUGCAACUGCAAGUUGCUGCUUCUAAGCGUGAGGUGAUUGAUGUCAUCAAGUAUCACCAACGGGUCAAAGACUUGUCUCAGAACUUCGAGAUGUUUUUCGCAACUCAUCUGAUGCACCUGCUUGCCAGCAGCUUUUUGGUGCCUUUAACAUGCACUAUCAAGAUGAAUCAGCAUGGUUCGCUGAAAGAUCUUCAGCAGUCCUUCGUGCUGGUUAUUCUAGCGGCAAGUCGACCUUGCAAGCUGAGCGUCCGUGCAUUUGGACGUCUUGAUCUAGAAAAUGCAGGGAACGCAGUGCAGUGCUGGUAUUCCUUUGUAAAUGUUCUCCUAAAAGUGACUCAACAGACAAAAAAUUGAUGUGAUUUUCCUGUGUUAGGAGCGGUUUGGACUGUACAAAAAAGUAAAGAAACCAGUUGAGAACCAUC
Messenger RNA from Frankliniella occidentalis (western flower thrips), 1012 nucleotides. RefSeq lists its product as uncharacterized. The record is from RefSeq and is a predicted model, not a curated record. The transcript has 5 exons. Bases 396 to 944 code for a protein of 182 amino acids. NCBI's taxonomy places the organism in Eukaryota, Metazoa, Arthropoda, Insecta, Thysanoptera, Thripidae.